Molecule: messenger RNA, 693 nt
Organism: Alternaria arborescens
Lineage: Eukaryota; Fungi; Ascomycota; Dothideomycetes; Pleosporales; Pleosporaceae
Exons: 2
Coding region: 1-693 (230 amino acids)
Source: RefSeq, a predicted model, not a curated record
AUGCCCACCUGGCUCGUUCACGGUUUUCGAUGGCCGCGUGCACAGAUUCGCAUUCACAUUAUUCUGCAGAACCUCGACGAUGCCGCUCCAGAAUGGCUCAUGGCCCCUGCUACUGCGGCCUGUAUGAUGCAAAACUUCAAGGAGCAAUGGCCAGAACAGAUGGCCCAGCUGCCUGAUCUACGCUUCAUCGAGCAAUACGAUCCCGAAGAUCUCACCGUCAAGGAUCAGCCGUACGCAUAUGUGUGCGAUAUUGUGCACGAGAUCAAGCUGGGCGUCGACGUGGAAGAGAUGAGGGGAGCUGGGCUGGGAGAUGACCAGUGGGCAGCCAUUGCAGAAUUGAGGGACAAGGUUGCACCGGGAGAAAAAUUAGGUUGGUUCGUAGUGGUCAACGGAGAUGUCGAGAGGUGGGCGCCGCCGCUGGAGGAAGACGACGACAUAACCCCAGACGCCAGCGCCGUUAGUGCGUCAAGUCACAGGAGUAGCAUGGCACAAUCCGACACCGCACGCACCAAAGAACCGGAGCGACCGUCCUCGAGUAGGAGUUUCAAGAAGUGGUUCGGAGGGAAAUUGAGGAAAACGAAGAGCGGAAGGAAUUUGAGAGGGGAUACCACGCCAGAAGAGCCAGUUCCCCCAUUGCCACCAAUCUCACCCCGAUACGCUCUUCAAUCUUCGCACGGGAAGGCAUCUGCGUAG